CCUCCAUUUUCCCAAUCACCAAACACAGGAUUAGAGUUCGAUUUCUCCAAAGAAAACAUGGCUAAUUCAGCGUCUGGGAUGCAUGUGAAUGAUGAAUGCAAGCUUAAGUUCUUAGAGUUGAAAGCAAAGAGAACUUAUAGGUUCAUUGUGUUCAAAAUUGAUGAGAAGGCUCAGCAAGUCCAAAUAGAAAAGCUUGGGAAUCCGGAAGAAACUUACGAUGAUUUUACCAGCUCUAUCCCUGAUGACGAAUGUCGAUACGCAGUCUAUGAUUUUGAUUUCACCACAGAGGACAAUUGUCAGAAGAGCAAGAUCUUUUUCAUCGCGUGGUCACCUGAUACAUCAAGAGUUCGGAGUAAGAUGUUGUAUGCAAGCUCAAAAGACAGGUUCAAGAGAGAAAUGGAUGGAAUUCAAGUUGAAUUGCAAGCAACUGAUCCUAGCGAGAUGAGCCUUGACAUCAUCAAAGGACGACUCAAUCUCUGAAAAACAUUCUAAUUAUUCUAUUCAAAUGUUAAACUUUGACAUGCUAUUUUCUUGGAUAUUUCUGCGUUUGCUUGUCCGCUCUUUGCAUUUUGUGUGGAUUCAAUGUCUUAAAAUUGUUAUGUUUUUUCACAAGAAAGAAAGAAAAAAGGGAUAAUUGAAUUCAUCUGCUUUGUGAACCAUUUCGUAUGAACCAGAAAAUAAAAGUGGUCAAGUUGU
Arabidopsis arenosa is the source of this 696-nucleotide messenger RNA. NCBI's taxonomy places the organism in Eukaryota, Viridiplantae, Streptophyta, Magnoliopsida, Brassicales, Brassicaceae. The record is from the annotation of a GenBank genome assembly.